Molecule: messenger RNA, 810 nt
Organism: Manihot esculenta (cassava)
Lineage: Eukaryota; Viridiplantae; Streptophyta; Magnoliopsida; Malpighiales; Euphorbiaceae
Product: cell surface glycoprotein 1-like
Exons: 2
Coding region: 1-810 (269 amino acids)
Source: RefSeq, a predicted model, not a curated record
AUGGCCAAAGGCGGACCAUUCAUGUGGAAGAAACUAGGGUUACCGAAACCCAUCCCCUCCGACAGUGAUGACGAUGCAGAGGAAAACCCUCCACCAGCCACCACCAGCACCGAGACACCACCGGCCACAAGCACAGCAACAGGACGUACCCACUCACCGGUCGCCCAGACAUAUCGCCGGCAAAAGAAACGGCAAAGAACUCCGCCACCACCAUCCGCAAUAGCCCCGACGGCAAACCCUGCGGGCGAAAUACUACCUGAGGCCACCCCUCCCUCCGGCUACAGCCACAAACGGCUAAGAACACAGUCGCCACCAAGAUCAGAGCUAGAACCCACCAUUGCCAUACAUCCCGCAGGACUCAAAGAAAGUGGUAUGCCCACUGAUUCCACCAGCGCUGUGCCCAGUGAUGCGCCCACAGACUUGCCAAGUGCUAUGGCCAGCGAUGUGCCAAGCGAUUUGCCCACUGCUCCCACCACUGAUGAGCCCACGGAUGUGCCCACUGAUGCGCCUACUGAUUUCACCAGCGCUAUGCCCAGCGAUGUGCCCACCGAUGCGCCCAUGGACUUACCAAGUGAUGUGCCUAGCGAUGUGCCCACAGACACACUCAGUGAUAUGCCCAGCAAUUUGCCCAGCGAUUUGCCCAGGCCAACACACCCAGAUCACAUCGUCAAAGCACUGACGUUCAACAAAAUUUCUGAACGCACCAGGCUGCUUAAAAUCUCAUCCUUACCAUAUCACCCAGGAAAAUACAUCUGGGAUACUGGGUUGCCACCCAACUAUCUAGCAUCAUUCAGUAUAACAGGCCACUGA